This is a messenger RNA of Trichosurus vulpecula (common brushtail), 871 nucleotides long. RefSeq names its product dynein axonemal assembly factor 6 (gene DNAAF6). The transcript is spliced from 6 exons. Gene Ontology annotation, biological process: flagellated sperm motility; axonemal dynein complex assembly. Bases 10 to 597 code for a protein of 195 amino acids. The record is from RefSeq and is a predicted model, not a curated record. Gene Ontology annotation, cellular component: cytoplasm. NCBI's taxonomy places the organism in Eukaryota, Metazoa, Chordata, Mammalia, Diprotodontia, Phalangeridae. Gene Ontology annotation, molecular function: dynein intermediate chain binding; protein-folding chaperone binding.
ACAAGAGACAUGGAUCUGGAGAACAUGACUUCGGCUUCUGCUCUGCAGGCUCUCUCCAAGCUGCUCAGCUCUCCUGAGGAGGAGGAGGAUGACGUGGAGCAGGUGUCAUAUCCAUCAUCUGCUGUUGGAGCCUUGAGCCCUGGGAAUAUUGGACCAGCAAAGAAAGAAGAAUCCAAAGUCAACCCUCCAAAUAAGACUGAAAAUAGAAAGGACAUCUGGGAUCCGGAGGAGGUGCCAGAAGGAUCGGAGUUUGAUGACAUGUGGGACCCCCGGGGACAGCCAGAAUAUGACAUUAUAUUCAAACAGCAGGUGAGAACUGAGGAUAUAUUCCUGGGCAUGACCAGAAAGGACCCUUCUACAGCCUGCUGUGAGGAUCUCUUGGUUAAAAUUAAAUUGCCAGGCACCAAGUCUUCUGACAUCACUCUGGAUAUCCGAGAAAAAGUUCUUGAUCUUCGUACUCCAAAGCAUAAGCUGCUCCUGCACCUUCCCCAUCCUGUGGACAGCAAGACUGGAAAAGCGAGUUUUAUCACAGAAAAGGAGAUCCUUGAAGUCGUCUUGACCAUGAAAAGAGAGCUUGAUUUCAUUAAUUUUUCCUGAAACCGUAAUGGGGGUAAGAUAAGCUGUUGUUCAGUAAGACUAGAAGCAUCAUCAGAGUCCAAAGAAAACUCCCUGGAUGCUGAAUAGGUGAUCGCUAAGAAGCUGAUGAGAUGUCCACAGAUCAAUUCGGUAGUUAGAACAAUGGAAAUAUUUAAACCACAGAUGGUUAGUACUUUUGUGUCUGCAGUUUUAAGGACUCAAACCAAUGAAAGAUGCAAUGGUAUGAUCCAUUUUUCCACAAUUGGCCGUUAGGAUGGCAAAAACAAACAAAACC